Messenger RNA from Micropterus salmoides (largemouth bass), 953 nucleotides. RefSeq names its product tectonin beta-propeller repeat-containing protein 2-like. The record is from RefSeq and is a predicted model, not a curated record. Lineage: Eukaryota; Metazoa; Chordata; Actinopteri; Centrarchiformes; Centrarchidae. Bases 1 to 768 code for a protein of 255 amino acids. The transcript has 7 exons.
AUGGAGAGCUCCGCCCCUCCUCCGUCCCUCUACCACCUGAGCUGCAGUGGUCCCGGCUGGGUCGGGAAACCCGGGUUGAGUUACCGAGUUGAUAACCAGCUUCGUGGUACCGCUUAUCUGGACCGCGAUUGUUCGGGGAGUGUUCGUCUGGUCAGUGUGAGCUGCGGCAGUCAGAACGUCUGGGCCGUGGACAGUCGAGGAGUCGUUUACUUCAGAGUUGGAACCCAGCCUCUGAACCCGAGCAUGAUGCUGCCAGCCUGGAUCCACAUAGAACCCCCUGUACAGGUAACACACACACCCGGAUCCACUAGAACCCCCUGUACAGCCAAUAGGAGUGCAGCUGGUCAGUAUCAGACGAGUCCUAACGACCGCCUCCUCUGGGCCUUGGACAACAGAGGAAGCGUCUUUGUCAGGACCGGACUCAGUGAUGAGAUGCCUGUGGGGACGGACUGGGAGCUGGUACCAGGUCUGGCGGUCAGUCAGCUGGUCCUCAGCUCUCGGACAGUUUGGGUUCGGUGUGUAAACGGAGAUCUGGCUCGACGUUACGGCGUCUCUGACAGAAACCCUGCAGGAGACUACUGGAAGAAGAUCCCCGGAAACGCCAACUGGUUAACUGUGACUCCAGAGGACGAGUUGUGGGCGGUGACUCUGAUUGGUGGAUUGUCCCGUCGCCUGACGAAGCUCCUCCCACAGACUCCCUGUAGACCCGCCCCCUCAGGCCCGUCCCUCAGUGGAGACGACGUUGAUGACGAAUGGGAGCUCAUCUGACCAGUGACAUCACUGUGAUGUCACCACUGUUUGGUGUUGGUCUGUCUGAUCUGGAUCCACCUGGAGGGACGUCAUCUUAGUGACAUCACUGUGGGUUGUGUGAUGCCACAGACCGACACUGAGCAGGCAGGUGACAUCAUUUCCUGUGACAUUAAUGUUUAGAGGACAAUUCUGAAGGACGAUGC